Molecule: messenger RNA, 1690 nt
Organism: Saccostrea cuccullata (small rock oyster)
Lineage: Eukaryota; Metazoa; Mollusca; Bivalvia; Ostreida; Ostreidae
Product: purine nucleoside phosphorylase-like
Exons: 6
Coding region: 2-961 (319 amino acids)
Biological process (GO): nucleoside metabolic process
Cellular component (GO): cytoplasm
Molecular function (GO): purine-nucleoside phosphorylase activity
Source: RefSeq, a predicted model, not a curated record
AAUGAACGUUACAGAGGGAGGGAAAAAUGAACUGAACAAGUCAAAAUUGAUCAAUGGUGAAUAUCCACCAGCAAAACGAUUGAAGAGUAACGGAUUAAACACGCUAGAUAAUCAGGGAUCUCUAGAAGAGGUAGAGAGAUUGGCCAAACUGAUCAAGCAGAGGAUAAGGCAUGCUCCAAAACUUGGCAUUGUCUGUGGAUCGGGUCUGGGAGGGCUGGCAGAUGUUGUGGAGGACAAACAGACUAUUAAAUACUCUGAGUUAGAGGGACUCCCAGUUAGUACAGUUCCUGGUCAUGUGGGACAGUUUGUGUUUGGUCUGCUGGAUAAGGUACCAGUCAUGUUGAUGCAGGGGCGGGUCCAUGUUUAUGAGGGGUAUCCUCUUCAUCGUAUUGUUUUGCCAAUAAGGGUGAUGUGGAAACUUGGAAUAAAGAACCUGAUUUUAACAAAUGCAGCGGGAGGAAUCAACCCAGAGUAUAAAGUGGGGGACGUCAUGAUCAUGAAGGACCACCUCAACCUUCCAGGAUUCUGUGGGAUAAAUCCCCUCAUAGGCAUCAACGAUGAUAGAAUUGGUCCAAGAUUUCCACCAAUGUCUGAUGCAUACAACAAAGAAUAUAGAGAAAUUGCAAAGGAAACAGCCAAAGAGCUGGGAUUUUCUGACUUUAUACGAGAGGGAGUCUAUAGCUUCCUGACUGGGCCAACAUUUGAAACGGUGACAGAGUGCAGAUUGUUACGCUUGAUUGGAACUGAUGCCACAGGAAUGAGCACAGUACCUGAGGCCAUUGUAGCCCGUCACUGUGGAAUGGAAGUCCUAGCUAUGUCUCUAAUUACAAACUCGUGUGUGAUGGAAUUCGACUCUGACCAGACGGCCAACCAUGAAGAGGUGCUAGAAACCGGCAAGUCACGCUCCAGUGACAUGCAGAAACUCAUCACAAAAAUCGUAGAGAAGAUCGCAGCUGAGUGAUUUCUCUGUCCCACCCACUCCAUGGCAUAAUCCACAGCUAACCCUCUCAUUAAUUCCACGACAUAAUCCACAGUUAACCCACUCAAUAAUUAUUGUAGGCGGUUUUGUUGAAUUCAGAUCUGAACAAAAUUUGGUAUAUGAUUUUUCAACUUUUUUCCCCAUUUGACAGGAAUUCAUAGAAUGGGUUUUUAUCUCAGGCUUAUUGAUGGUUAAAUGGCUCAAUGAUCUCAAUUCGAGGGGUUUUUUUUAGUAAUUGAAUGUUGAUCAAAUUUUUUUAUUGUAUUUUUUUGAAAAAAAAUAAUUAAAUAAAUUAUAUAUACUCACAUUUAGAUAACCGCAUCAGUAUUUUCAGGAGCAAGAAGAUACUUCCAGUGCAACAAUCUUUGGAGAUGUGUAUUAACUUUUAUAGCAUUUAUUUUCUUGAAGAAGGGGAGGCUAGGAAGAUUCUCAAACAAACUAGGAAAAUAAAUUCAUAUUGUGUAACAGAGAGAAAUAGGGAAACAGGAAGAAAAAAAUAGAUAAUAAAAUGUGUAAACUGAAAAAAAAAACUUGCAGAAAAUUUAUGUGAAGGAAUAGUCAACCACUUGUUCACAACUGAUACAUUCGUAUAUAUUCAGCAUUGAUUUGCAUUAUUCAUCUUCACGUUCUUUUUACAAGACAAAGCUUUAAUUUUAAACAAGGUUGUGUAACCAUAUAUAUUUAUAUAUAUAAAUACAUUCAACCAUUUUU